Messenger RNA from Penicillium diatomitis, 465 nucleotides. RefSeq names its product nucleoside deaminase. Gene Ontology annotation, biological process: tRNA wobble adenosine to inosine editing. The record is from RefSeq and is a predicted model, not a curated record. The transcript has a single exon. Lineage: Eukaryota; Fungi; Ascomycota; Eurotiomycetes; Eurotiales; Aspergillaceae. Gene Ontology annotation, molecular function: tRNA-specific adenosine-34 deaminase activity. The coding region runs from base 1 to 465 and encodes 154 amino acids.
AUGCCCACCGCUCCCGAACUCGCCUACCUCGAGCGCUGCAUCGAACUCGCUCACGAGUCUCUCCAAGCAGGCGACCACCCCUUCGGCUCCAUCCUCGUGAAUUCCACGGGCCAGAUUCUCAAGGAGGAGCGCAACCGCGUCUGCACCGCCAAUGACAUCACAUAUCACCCGGAACGAGUCCUCGCCGUCUGGGCGCAGCAGAAUAUGACGCCGGAGGACCGCGCCGCCGCAACGGUGUACACGUCCCACGAGCAUUGUCCCAUGUGUUCGGCGGCGCAUGCAUUUGCGGGAAUAGGACGGAUUGUGUUUGCGAGCUCGUCGAAGCAGCUGGAUGGGUGGAGGACGGAGUUGGGGUUGCCUGGGUCGCCGGUGACGGCGUUGCCGAUUGAGUUGGUGGCGAGGGGGUGGAGGUGGAGGGGCCGGUGGAUGAGUUGGCGGGGAGGAUUUUCGAGUUGCAUCGGCUGA